Messenger RNA from Callithrix jacchus (white-tufted-ear marmoset), 16405 nucleotides. It is a transcript of the gene MUC6, whose product is annotated as mucin 6, oligomeric mucus/gel-forming. Gene Ontology annotation, molecular function: protein binding. Gene Ontology annotation, cellular component: extracellular matrix. Lineage: Eukaryota; Metazoa; Chordata; Mammalia; Primates; Cebidae. The record is from RefSeq and is a predicted model, not a curated record.
GGAGGGCCCGCCACCCUAUAUAAGGCACCCAGGACCGGCCAUUCAAGCUGCACUGGUGGCAGCAGCAGGCCUGCCCGGCCAGAGCCAACUCUGCCCUGUACGCCAUGCUCCAGCGCUGGCUGCUGCUGUGCUUCUGCGGGGCCCUGCUCAGCGCUGGUCUGCCCGAUGCGUAUGCCAGCCCAGGCCCCCAGAGGCCGAAGGACUCUCCACAGACAGCCCUGGACAAAGGCCGCUGCUCCACAUGGGGGCUCGGGCACUUCUCCACCUUCGACCACCAUGUGUAUGACUUCUCGGGGACGUGUAACUACAUCUUUGCGGCCACCUGCAAGGACACCUUCCCCACCUUCAGCAUCCAGCUGCGGCGAGGCCCAGAUGGAAGCAUCACGCGGAUCAUCGUGGAGCUGGGGGCCUCCGUCGUCACCGUGAGCAAAGGCACCAUCUCAGUCAAGGACAUCGGGGUCAUCAGCCCGCCCUACACGAGCAACGGGCUCCAGAUCACACCCUUUGGGCAGAGCGUGCGGCUGGUGGCCAAGCAGCUGGAGCUGGAGCUGGAGGUCAUGUGGGGCCCGGACGCCCACCUCAUGGUCCUGGUGGAGCAGAAGUACAUGGGCCAGAUGUGUGGACUCUGCGGGAACUUUGAUGGGAAGGUGACCAACGAGUUCGUCAGUGAGGAGGGCAAGCUCCUGGAACCCCACAAGUUUGCUGCCCUCCAGAAACUGGACGACCCGAGCGAGAUCUGUGCCUUCGAGGCCAUCCCCAGCCCCCCGGUCCGGCAGGCCCAGCACGCCCAGAUCUGCACCCAGCUUGUGACCUUGGUGGCCCCUGAGUGCAGCGUGCCCAAGGAGCCCUUCGUGAUGAGCUGCCAGGCAGACAUGGUGGCCACCCAGCCAGGCCCGGGGAACAGCAGCUGCGCCACACUCUCUGAGUACUCCCGCCAGUGCAGCAUGGAGCAGCAGCCCGUCCGCCGCUGGCGGGGCCCCAGCCUCUGCCCCGUGGGUCAGUGCCCGGCCAACCAGGUGUACCAGGAGUGCGGCUCGGCCUGCGUGAAGACCUGUUCCAAUCCCCAGCACAGCUGCUCCAGCACCUGCACCUUCGGCUGCUUCUGCCCGGAAGGGACAGUCCUGAACGACCUCUCCAAUAACCACACCUGCGUGCCUGUCACCCAGUGCCCCUGUGUGCUCAACGGUGCCACGUAUGCCCCUGGGGCAGUCACGACAGCUGCCUGCCGAACCUGCCAGUGCACCCUGGGCCGCUGGGCGUGCACGGAGCGGCCGUGCCCCGGCCACUGCUCCCUGGAAGGCAGCUCCUUUGUCACCACAUUCGACGCCAGGCCCUACCGCUUCCAUGGCACCUGCACCUACAUCCUCCUCCAGAGCCCCCAGCUUCCCGAAGACGGCACCCUCAUGGCCGUAUACGACAAGUCCGGCUUCUCGCACUCCGAGACCUCCCUGGUGGCUGUCGUCUACCUCUCCAGGCAGGACAAAAUCGUGAUCUCUCAGGACGAGGUUGUCAGCAACAACGGAGGCGCCAAGUGGCUGCCCUACAGGACUCGCAACAUCACGGUCUUCAGGCAGUCGUCCACCCACCUCCAAAUGGCCACCAGCUUCGGGCUGGAGCUUGUGGUGCAGCUGCGCCCCGUCUUCCAGGCUUACAUCACUGUCGGGCCCCAGUUCAGAGGCAAGACCAGAGGACUCUGUGGCAACUUCAACGGGGACACGACAGAUGACUUCACCACCAGCCUGGGCAUCCCUGAGGGCACCGCCUCGCUGUUUGUGGACUCCUGGCGGGCAGGGAACUGUCCAGCUGCUCUGGAGCGUGAGACUGACCCCUGCUCCAUGAGCCAGCUCAACAAGGUGUGUGCGGAAACCCACUGCUCCGUCCUGCUGAGGAUGGGCACAGUGUUCGAGAGGUGCCACGCCACGGUGAACCCCACGCCCUUCUACAAGAGGUGUGUAUAUCAGGCCUGCAACUACGAGGAGACCUUCCCCCACAUCUGCGCCGCCCUGGGAGACUAUGUUCACGCCUGCUCCUCGCGGGGCGUCCUGCUCUGGGGCUGGAGAAGCAGCGUGGAGAACUGCACCAUCCCCUGCACGGGCAACAGCACCUUCAGCUACCACAGCCAAGCCUGUGAGCGCACCUGCCUGUCGCUGUCCGACCGCGCUGCUGAGUGCCACGCCAGCGCAGUGCCUGUGGAUGGCUGCAACUGCCCCGACGGCACCUAUCUGAACCACAAGGGCGAGUGUGUGCACAAGGCCCAGUGCCCCUGCACGCUGGAGGGCUACAAGUUCAUCCUGGCCCAGCAGGCCACCGUGAUCAAUGGUGCCACCUGCUACUGCACCAAUGGGCGGCUGAGUUGCCCACAGCGGCCACAGAUGUUUCUGGCCUCCUGUCCGACCCCCAAGACCUUCGAGUCCUGCAGCCAGUCCUCCGAAAACAAGUUCGGGGCGGCCUGUGCCCCCACGUGCCAGAUGCUGGCCACCGGUGUCACCUGUGUGCCUACCAAGUGUGAGCCUGGUUGUGUCUGCGCCAAGGGCCUCUACGAGAAUGCCGACGGGCAGUGUGUGCCUCCCGAGGAGUGCCCGUGUGAGUUCUCGGGGGUCUCCUACCCUGGGGGAGCUGAGCUGCACACCGACUGCAGGACCUGCACCUGCUCAAGUGGGAGGUGGGCCUGCCAACAGGCCGCCCACUGCCCGUCCACCUGCACCCUCUAUGGGGAGGGCCACAUCGUCACCUUCGACGGCCAGCGCUUUGUAUUUGACGGCAGCUGCGAGUAUCUCCUGGCCACGGAUGGCUGUGGUGCCAAUGACUCCCAGCCCACCUUCAAGAUCCUGACGGAGAACGUGGUCUGUGGGAAGGCUGGGGUCACCUGCUCUCGGGCCAUCAAGCUCUUCCUGGGGGGCCUGUCCGUCGUGCUGGCGGACAGAAACUACACAGUCUCCGGGGAGGAGCCGCAUGUGCAGCUCCGGGUGAGGCCGGACGCUCUGAGCCUUGCCGUGGACGUCGGCGUCCCCGGGAGGUACAACCUGACACUCAUCUGGAACAGGCACAUGACCAUCCUCAUCAGGAUCGCCCGAGCCUCUCAGGACGCCAUCUGCGGCUUGUGCGGCAACUUCAACGGAAACAUGAAGGACGACUUCGAGACACGCAGCCAGUACGUGGCAUCCAGCGAGCUGGAGUUUGUGAACUCGUGGAAGGAGAGCCCGCUGUGCGGGGACGUGAGCUUCGUGGCAGACCCCUGCAGCCUCAACGCCUUCCGGCGCUCCUGGGCUGAGCGCAAGUGCAGUAUCAUCAACAGCCAGACCUUCGCCGCCUGCCACAGCAAGGUGUACCACCUGCCCUACUACGAGGCCUGCGUGCGCGACGCAUGCGGGUGUGACAGCGGCGGAGACUGUGAGUGUCUGUGCGACGCCGUGGCUGCCUACGCCCAAGCCUGCCUGGACAAGGGCGUGUGCGUGGACUGGAGGACCCCGGCCUUCUGCCCCAUCUACUGCGGCUUCUACAACACCCACACGCAGGACGGCCACGGCGAGUACCAGUACACGGAGGAGGCCAACUGCACAUGGCACUACCAGCCCUGCCUCUGCCCCGGCCGGCCACAGAGCGUCCCAGGCAGCAACGUCGAAGGCUGCUACAACUGCUCCCAGGAUGAGUACUUCGACCACGAGGAGGGCGUGUGCAUGCCAUGCGUGCCACCCACCACACCGCAGCCGCCCAUCACAGGUGAUUGCAUGCACACUAGGUGCCAAGGCUCACGACCCACACAAGUCUGGCCCACGAUGGGAGCCACGACCAUCAGACUCCUCAGCUCCACUGGACCCACACCCAGCUCCAAAAGCACCACUGCUGGCCCCACCCAGACACCCCUCGUCCCAGCCACACUCACGCCCUCCAAGCCCACGGCCUCCUCGGGAGAACCACUGAGACCGACCACAGCCAUCACCCCUCAAGCCACAUCAGGGCAGACUCCCACAGCCACGCUGAGGUCGACAGCCACAAAACCCGCUGUGACCCAGGCCACGACCUGGGCCACGGCAUCCACCACCAGCCCAGCCACAAAGUCCACAGCUCAGUCCACGACACGAACCACAGCGACACCACCAAUACCAGCAACAUCAGGGACAAGCCCCACGCUGGCAAAAUCCACCCAUCAGGAACUGCCAGGCACAACGGCCACUCAGACAACAGGCCCACAUCCAACCGCAGCCAGCACCACAAGCCCAACCACCCCACGGCCAGAACAACCCACGAGGCCCACAGCCACGAAGAGGACAACGCACACAAGAACAACUACAGAAGACGCAACGCCACAAAUGCCACACACCACUCACUCCACAGCUACAGGUGGCAGUCCCGCCUCUUCCACUGGUCCUAUGACUGCAGCAUCCUUCAAGACCACUGCUACACAUCCAACCCCACCACACCCUCACACCACACUUCCCACUCACGUUCCACCUUUCUCCACCUCCUCAGUGACUCCAAGUACGAACAAGAUCAUCACUUCUACCCACCCACCGACAUCCAUUUCCCCCUCCAUCCACUCAACCCCCACAGGCACCAUGCCAGUACCCACAACAGUCAAGGUCACAGGGACCACACACACAGCCCCACCAAUCACGGCCACCACCAGUGGGACCAGCCAAGCCCACAGCUCAUUCAGCACAGCCACAACCUCUACAUCCCUCAGCUCACACGCUUCCUCCACACACCGUCCUGAAACCACCCCAACUUCUUCCACCACCGUUACUCCCAAGACCACCAGCAGAGGAACUGGCACCCCUGUGGCCACCACCACCUCAGCCACCAAAAGCCAGCCACCCACACCCCUCACUACACACUCCCCACCUAUAGACGGCAGUCCUGUCUCUUCCACUGGUCCUAUGACUGCAACAUCCUUCAAGACCACGACUACACAUCCAACCCCGCCACACCCUGAGACCACACUUUCAACUCACGUUCCACCUUUCUCCACCUCCUCAGGGACUCUCAGUACUCACACAGUCAUCAUCCAUACACACCCACCAACGUCCACUUCCCCCUCCAUCCACUCAACCCCCACAGGCACUAUUCCUCCACAGACAACGGUUAAGGCCACAGGAUCCACGUACACAGCCCUACCAAUCACGGCCACCACAAGUGGGACCAGCCAAGCCCACAGCUCAUUCAGCACAGCCAAAACCUCCACAUCCCUCAGCUCACAUGCUUCCUCCACACACCAUCCUGAAACCACCCCAGCUUCUUCCACCACCAUUACUCCCAAGACCACCAGUAGAGGCACUGGCACCCCUGUGGCCACCACCUCAGCCACCAAAAGCCAGCCACCCACACCCCUUACCACACACUCCCCACCUACAGGCAGCAAUCCUGUCUCUUCCACUGGUCCUAUGACUGCAACAUCCUUCAAGACCACGACUACCCAUCCAACCACACCACACCCUGAAACCACACUUUCCACUCACAUUCCACAUUUCUCCACCUCCUCAGUGACUCCCAGUACUCACACAGUCAUCACUCCUACACACCCACAAAUGUCUACUUCCCCCUCUAUCCACUCAACCCCCACAGGCACCAUGCCUCCACAGACAACGGACAGAGCCACAGGGUCCACACACACAGCCCCUCCAAUGACAGCCACCACCAGUGGGACCAGCCAAGCCCACAGCUCAUUCAGCACAGCCACAACCUCUAUAUCCCUCCACUCACAGGCAUCCUCCACACACUAUCCUGAAACCACCCCAAUUCCUACCACCACCAGUACUCCAAAGGCCACUGGUACAGGACCCAGCACCCCUGUGGCCCACAGCACCUCGGCCACCAGCCCCAGGCCACCCACACCCUUCACCACACACUCCCCACCUACAGGGAGCAAUCCCAUCUCUUCCACUGGUCCUACGACUACAACCUCCUUCAAGACCACCACAAUCCAUUCAACUCCACCACACUCUCAGACCACACUUCCCACUCAGGUUCCACCGUUCUCCACAUCUUCAGUGACUCCCAGAACUCACACGAUCAUCACCACUACCUACCCACCAAUGUCCACUUCCCCCUCCAUCCACUCAACCCCCACAGGCACCGUGCCAGUACCCACAACGGUCAAGGUCACAGGGACCACACACACAGCCCCACCAAUCACGGCCACCACCAGUGUGACCAGCCACGCCCACAGCUCAUUCAGCACAGCCACAACCUCCACAUCCCUCAGCUCACAUGCUUCCUCCACACACCAUCCUGAAACCGCCCCAACUUCUACCACCAGCAUUAUUCCAAAGCCCACUGGUACAGGAACCAGCACCCUUGUGGCCCACAGCACCUCAGCCACCAGCAACAGGCCAGCCACGCCCAUCACGACACACUCCCCACCUACGGGGAACAGUCCUGUCUCUUCCGCUGGUCCUAUAACUGCAACAUCCUUCAAGACCACGACUACACAUGCAACCCCACCACACCCUGAGACCACACUUUCCACUCACGUUCCACCUUUCUCCACCUCCUCAGGGACUCCCAGUAGUCACACAGUCAUCACCCAUACACACCCACCAAUGUCCACUUCCCCCUCCACCCAUUCAAUCCCCACAGGCACUAUUCCUCCACAGACAACGGUCAGAGCCACAGGAUCCACACACACAGCCACACCAGUGACAGGCACCACAAGUGGGACCAGCCAAGCCCACAGCUCAUUCAGCACAGACACAAUGUCUAUAUCCCUCCACUCACAGGCAUCCUCCACACACUAUCCUGAAACCACCCCAAUUCCUACCACCACCAGUACUCCAAAGCCCACUGGUACAGGAACCAACACCCCUGGGGCCCACAGCACCUCGGCCACCAGCCCCAGGCCACCCACACCCUUCACCACACACUCCCCACCUACGGGGAGCAAUCCCAUCUCUUCCACUGGUCCUACGACUACAACAUCCUUCAAGACCACCACGAUCCAUUCAACUCCACCACACUCUCAGACCACACUUCCCACUCAGGUUCCACCGUUCUCCACAUCUUCAGUGACUCCCAGAACUCACACAAUCAUCACCACUACCUACCCCCCAAUGUCCACUUCCCCCUCCAUCCACUCAAAUCCGACAGGCACCAGCACCAUGUCUGUACCCACGACAGUCAAGGUCACAGGGUCCACGCACACAGCCCCACCAAUGACGGCCACCACCAGUGGGACCAGCCACGCCCACAGCUCAUUCAGCACAGCCACAGGCUCUACAUCCCUCAGCUCACACGCUUCCUCCACACACCGUCCUGAAACCACCCCUACUUCUUCCACCAUCAUUACUCCCAAGACCACCAGUAGAGGAAUCAGCACCCCUGUAGCCCAUACGACCUCAGCCACGAGCCAUGGGCCACCCAUACCCUUCACCACACACUCCCCAUCCCCACCUACAGGGAGCAAGCCCGUCUCUUCCACUGGUCCCAUGACUACAACAUCCUUCAAGACCACGACAACCCAUCCAACCCCACCACACCCUCACACACCACUUUCCACUCACGUUCCACCUUUCUCCACCUCCGCAGUGACUCCCAGUACUCACAUGAUUACCACACAUACACAGCCACCAAUCUCCACUUCCCCCUCCAUCCACUCAACCCCCACAGGCACCAUUCCUCCACAGACAAUGGUCAAGACCACAGGAUCCACACACACAGCCCUACCAAUUACGGAGUCCACUAGUGGGACCAGCCAGGCACACAGCUCAUUCAGCACAGCCACAACCCCAACACCCCUCCACUCACACGCCUCCUCCACACACCGUCCUGAAACCAUCCCAACUUCUUCCACCACCAUUACUCCAAAGCCAACUGGUACAGGAACCAGCACACCUGUAGCCCACACGACCUCGGCCACGAGCCAUGGGCCACCCACACCCUUCACCACACACUCCCCACCUACAGGGAGCAAGCCCGUCUCUUCCACUGGUCCCACAACUACAACAUCCUUCAAGACAAACACAAUCCAUCCAACCCCACCACACCCUCAGACCACACUUCCCACUCACAUUCCACAUUUCUCCACCUCUUCAGUGACUCCAAGUACACACAAGAUCGUCACCUCUACCCACCCACUAAUAUCCACUUCCCCCUCCAUCCACUCAACCCCCCCACACACCCUGCCAGUACUCACAACGAUCAAGGUCACAGGGACCACACACACAGCCCCACCAAUGACAGCCACCACAAGUGGGACCAGCCACGCCCACAGCUCAUUCAGCACAGCCACAACCUCUACAUCCCUCAGCUCACACGCUUCCUCCACACACCGUCCUGAAACCACCCCAUCUUCUUCCACCAUUACUCCCAAGACCACCAGUAGAGGAACUGGCACCCCUGUGGCCACCACCACCUCGGCCACCAGCAGCCAGCCAACCACACCCUUCACCAUACACUCCUCACCUACCGGUGGCAGUUCCGUCUCUUCCACUGGUCCUAUGACUGCAACAUCCUUCAAGACCACGACUACCCAUUCAACCCCACCACACCCUGAGACCACACUUUCCACUCACGUUCCACCUUUCUCCACCUCCUCAGUGACUCCCAGUAGUCACACUGUAAUCACCCCUACACACCCACCAACGUCCACUUCCCCCUCCAUCCACUCAACCCCCACAGGCACCGUGCCAGUACCCACAACAAUCAAGGUCACAGGGACCACACACACAGCCCCACCAAUCACGGCCACCACCAGUGGGACCAGCCACGCCCACAGCUCAUUCAGCACAGCCACAACCUCUACAUCCCUCAGCUCACACGCUUCCUCCACACACCGUCCUGAAACCACCCCAUCUUCUUCCACCACCAUUACUGCCAAGACCACCAGUAGAGGAACUGGCACCCCUGUGGCCACCACCACCUCAGCCACCAAAAGCCAGCCACCCACGCCCUUCACCACACACUCCACACCUACAGGGAGCAGACCCAUCUCUUCCACUGGUCCUAUGACUGCAACAUCCUUCAAGACCACAACUACACAUCCAACCCCGCCACACCCACAGAUGACACUUCCCACUCACGUUCCACCUUUCUCCACCUCCUCAGUGACUCCCAGUAGUCACACAGUCAUCACUCCUACCCACCCACCAACGUCCACUUCCCCCUCCAUCCACUCAACCCCCACAGGCACCGUGCCAGUACCCACAACAAUCAAGGUCACAGGGACCACACACACAGCCCCACCAAUCACGGCCACCACCAGUGGGACCAGCCACACCCACAGCUCAUUCAGCACAGCCACAACCUCUACAUCCCUCAGCUCACACGCCUCCUCCACACACCAUCCUGAAACCACCCCAACUUCUUCCACCAUUACUCCCAAGACCACCAGUAGAGGAACGAGCACCCCUGUGGCCACCACCACUUCGGCCAGCAGCAGCAGACCACCCACACCCUUCACCACACACUCCACAGCUACAGAGGGGAGUCCCAUCUCUUCCACUGGUCCUAUGACUACAACAUCCUUCAAGACCACCACUACUCAUCCAACCCCGCCACACCCUCACACACUUUCCACUCACGUUCCACCUUUCUCCACCUCCUCAGUGACUCCCAGUACUCACACAGUCAUCACCCCUACACACCCACCAAUGUCCACUUCCCCCUCCUUCCACUCAACCCCCACAGGCAUCAUUCCUCCAAACACAACGGUCAAGACCACAGGAUCCACACACACACCCCUACCAAUUACAGAGACCACCAGCGGAAUCAGUCAAGCCCAGAGCUCAUUCAGCACAGCCACAACCCCAACACCCCUCCACUCACACGCGUCCUCCACACACCAUCCUGAAACCAUCCCAACUUCUUCCACCACCAGUAUUCCAAAGCCCACUGGUACAGGAACCGGUACACCUGUAGCCCACACGACCUCAGCCACGAGCCAUGGGCCACCCAUACCCUUCACCACACACUCCCCACCCCCACCUACAGAAAGCAAGCCCGUCUCUUCCACUGGUCCCAUGACUACAACACCCUUCAAGACCACGACAACCCAUCCAACCCCACCACACCCUCACACACCACUUUCCACUCACGUUCCACCUUUCUCCACCUCCGCAGUGACUCCCAGUACUCACAUGAUUAUCACGCAUACACACCCACCAAUCUCCACUUCCCCCUCCAUCCACUCAACCCCCACAGGCACCAUUCCUCCACAGACAAUGGUCAAGACCACAGGAUCCACACACACAGCCCUACCAAUUACGGAGUCCACUAGUGGGACCAGCCAGGCACACAGCUCAUUCAGCACAGCCACAGCCCCAACACCCCUCCACUCACACGCGUCCUCCACACACCGUCCUGAAACCAUCCCAACUUCUUCCACCACCAUUACUCCAAAGCCAACUGGUACAGGAACCAGCACACCUGUAGCCCACACGACCUCGGCCACGAGCCAUGGGCCACCCACACCCUUCACCACACACUCCCCACCUACAGGGAGCAAGCCCGUCUCUUCCACUGGUCCCACAACUACAACAUCCUUCAAGACAAACACAAUCCAUCCAACCCCACCACACCCUCAGACCACACUUCCCACUCACAUUCCACAUUUCUCCACCUCUUCAGUGACUCCAAGUACACACAAGAUCGUCACCUCUACCCACCCACUGAUAUCCACUUCCCCCUCCAUCCACUCAACCCCCCCACACACCCUGCCAGUACUCACAACGAUCAAGGUCACAGGGACCACACACACAGCCCCACCAAUGACGGCCACCACAAGUGGGACCAGCCACGCCCACAGCUCAUUCAGCACAGCCACAACCUCUACAUCCCUCAGCUCACACGCUUCCUCCACACACCGUCCUGAAACCACCCCAUCUUCUUCCACCACCAUUACUGCCAAGACCACCAGUAGAGGAACUGGCACCCCUGUGGCCACCACCACCUCAGCCACCAAAAGCCAGCCACCCACGCCCUUCACCACACACUCCACACCUACAGGGAGCAGACCCAUCUCUUCCACUGGUCCUAUGACUGCAACAUCCUUCAAGACCACAACUACACAUCCAACCCCGCCACACCCACAGACGACACUUCCCACUCACGUUCCACCUUUCUCCACCUCCUCAGUGACUCCCAGUAGUCACACAGUCAUCACUCCUACCCACCCACCAACGUCCACUUCCCCCUCCAUCCACUCAACCCCCACAGGCACCGUGCCAGUACCCACAACAAUCAAGGUCACAGGGACCACACACACAGCCCCACCAAUCACGGCCACCACCAGUGGGACCAGCCACACCCACAGCUCAUUCAGCACAGCCACAACCUCUACAUCCCUCAGCUCACACGCCUCCUCCACACACCAUCCUGAAACCACCCCAACUUCUUCCACCAUUACUCCCAAGACCACCAGUAGAGGAACGAGCACCCCUGUGGCCACCACCACUUCGGCCAGCAGCAGCAGACCACCCACACCCUUCACCACACACUCCACAGCUACAGAGGGGAGUCCCAUCUCUUCCACUGGUCCUAUGACUACAACAUCCUUCAAGACCACCACUACUCAUCCAACCCCGCCACACCCUCACACACUUUCCACUCACGUUCCACCUUUCUCCACCUCCUCAGUGACUCCCAGUACUCACACAGUCAUCACCCCUACACACCCACCAAUGUCCACUUCCCCCUCCUUCCACUCAACCCCCACAGGCAUCAUUCCUCCAAAGACAACGGUCAAGACCACAGGAUCCACACACACAGCCCUACCAAUUACAGAGACCACCAGUGGAAUCAGUCAAGCCCAGAGCUCAUUCAGCACAGCCACAACCCCAACACCCCUCCACUCACACGUGUCCUCCACACACCAUCCUGAAACCAUCCCAACUUCUUCCACCACCGUUACUCCAAAGCCCACUGGUACAGGAACUGGUACACCUGUAGCCCACACGACCUCAGCCACGAGCCAUGGGCCACCCAUACCCUUCACCACACACUCCCCACCCCCACCUACAGAAAGCAAGCCCGUCUCUUCCACUGGUCCCAUGACUACAACACCCUUCAAGACCACGACAACCCAUCCAACCCCACCACACCCUCACACACCACUUUCCACUCACGUUCCACCUUUCUCCACCUCCGCAGUGACUCCCAGUACUCACAUGAUUAUCACACAUACACAGCCACCGAUCUCCACUUCCCCCUCCAUCCACUCAACCCCCACAGGCACCAUUCCUCCACAGACAAUGGUCAAGACCACAGGAUCCACACACACAGCCCUACCAAUUACGGAGUCCACCAGUGGGACCAGCCAGGCACACAGCUCAUUCAGCACAGCCACAGCCCCAACACCCCUCCACUCACACGCCUCCUCCACACACCGUCCUGAAACCAUCCCAACUUCUUCCACCACCAUUACUCCAAAGCCAACUGGUACAGGAACCAGCACACCUGUAGCCCACACGACCUCGGCCACGAGCCAUGGGCCACCCACACCCUUCACCACACACUCCCCACCUACAGGGAGCAAGCCCGUCUCUUCCACUGGUCCCACAACUACAACAUCCUUCAAGACAAACACAAUCCAUCCAACCCCACCACACCCUCAGACCACACUUCCCACUCACAUUCCACAUUUCUCCACCUCUUCAGUGACUCCAAGUACACACAAGAUCGUCACCUCUACCCACCCACUGAUAUCCACUUCCCCCUCCAUCCACUCAACCCCCCCACACACCCUGCCAGUACUCACAACGAUCAAGGUCACAGGGACCACACACACAGCCCCACCAAUCACAGCCACCACCAGUGGGACCAGCCACGCCCACAGCUCAUUCAGCACAGCCACAACCUCUACAUCCCUCAGCUCACACGCUUCCUCCACACACCGUCCUGAAACCACCCCAUCUUCUUCCACCACCGUUACUCCCAAGACCACCAGUAGAGGAACUGGCACCCCUGUGGCCACCACCACCUCGGCCAGCAGCAGCAGACCACCCACACCCUUCACCACACACUCCACUGCUACGGAGGGGAGUCCCAUCUCUUCCACUGGUCCUAUGACUAUAACAUCCUUCAAGACCACCACUACUCAUCCAACCCCGCCACACCCUCACACCACACUUUCCACUCACAUUCCACAUUUCUCCACCUCCUCAGUGACUCCCAGUAGUCACACAGUCAUCACUCCUACCCACCCACCAAUGUCCACUUCCCCCUCCAUCCACUCAACCCCCACAGGCAUCAUUCCUCCACAGACAACGAUCAAGACCACAGGAUCCACACACACAGCCCUACCAAUUACAGAGACCACCAGUGGAAUCAGUCAAGCCCACAGCUCAUUCAGCACAGCCACAACCCCAACACCCCUCCACUCACACGCCUCCUCCACACACCAUCCUGAAACCACCCCAAGUUAUUCCACCACCGUUAGUCCAAAGACCACCAGUAGAGGAACUGGCACCCCUGUGGCCACCACCACCUCGGCCACCAGCAGCCAGCCAACCACACCCCUUACCACACACUCCCCACCUACCGGUGGCAGUUUCGCGUCUUCCACUGGUCCUAUGACUGCAACAUCCUUCAAGACCACGACUACACAUCCAACCCCACCACACUCUCAGACCACACUUUCCACUCACGUUCCACCUUUCUCCACCUCCUCAGUGACUCCCAGUACUCACACAGUCAUCACUCCUACCCACCCAUCAAUGUCCACUUCCUCCUCCAUCCACUCAACCCCCACAGGCACCAUGCCAGUACCCACAACAGUCAAGGUCACAGGGACCACACACACAGCCCCACCAAUCACGGCCACCACCAGUGGGACCAGCCACGCCCACAGCUCAUUCAGCACAGCCACAGGCUCUACAUCCCUCAGCUCACACACUUCCUCCACACACCAUCCUGAAACCACCCCAACUUCUACCACCAAUAUCACUCCAAACCCCACUAGUAGAGGAACCGGCACCCCUGUGGCCCACAGCACCUCAGCUUCCAGCCACAGGCCAGCCACGCCCUUCACCACACACUCCACACCUACCAGUGGCAGUUUCGCGUCUUCCACUGGUCCUAUAACUGCAACAUCCUUCAAGACCACGACUACCCAUCCAACCCCACCACACCCUGAGACCACACUUUCCACUCACGUUCCACAUUUCUCCACCUCCUCGGUGACUGCCAGUAGUCACACGGUCAUCACCCCUACCCACCCACCAAUGUCCACUUCCCCCUCCAUCCACUCAACCCCCAUAAACACUAUUCCUCCACAGACAACUGUUGAGGCCACAGGAUCCAUGUACACAGCCCCACCAAUGACAGCCACCACCAGUGGGACCAGCCACGCCCACAGCUCAUUCAGCACAGCCACAGGCUCUACUGCCUUCAUAUCCUCCUCCUCUUGGUCACCUCAGAACUCUAGCUCAAGGCCACCAUCAUCGUCUUCUGCCACCACACCACUGCCCCAUUCACGUUCUCCAACCACUCCAGUUUCUGCAACUCAUCAGCUGCACUCCUCCUCGUCUUCCCCGCCAGCCUCUGCACCCUCUUCCCUUACUUCUCACGUUUCCCCCUCCCACUCCUCUCCCCAGACUUCAUCUUCCUCAGUGGUGUCUGCGCCCGUGCACUCCACAAGCCUGAGCUCAGGCUCCCACUCCUCCUUUUUCACUCGUUCCACAGCUGCGUCGGCGUCUGUGCCUCCUUUUUCUCCUUCUCCAGCUGCCUCUACCACCAGCAGGGCCUCCCUCCCCCACACAACUUCCCCUCCUGUCGGCCUCUCCACUCUGCUCCCCGUAUCCACUCCCACUGCAUCCAGCACCACAGCAUUUCCAUCCACGCACAGCACCACGACCAGCACCCACCCCACCUCUGCCGUCUCUUCUCAGUCCACCACCUGGAGCUUCACUUCUCUCACCACCCGAGUUCCUACACCAGGCUUCGUGUCACUCACCUCGGGGGUGACAGGUAUCCCAAGCUCUCCCAUCACCAACCUCACCACCAGGCACCCUGGUCCCACCUCGCUGCGCACCACACGGUUCCUGACCAGCUCCCUCACUGCACGUGGAAGCACCCCUGCUUCUGCCCCAGUAUCUUCUCUUGUGACAACUACGCCCAGCUCAUCCAGGGUCUGCAGCGUGCAGGAGCAGCAGGAGGAGAUCACGUUCAAGGGCUGCGUGGCCAAUGUGACAGUGACCCACUGUGAGGGUGUCUGCAUUUCCUCCGCCAGCUUCAACAUUGACACCCAGCAGCUGGAUGCCCGCUGCAGCUGCUGCCGCCCGCUCCAUUCCCACGAGCAGCAGCUCGAGCUGCCCUGCCCAGACCCCAGUGCGCCUGGCCGGCGGCUCGUGCUCAUCCUGCAGGUGUUUAGCCGUUGCGUGUGCAGCUCUGUGAGCUGUGGACACUAGCGGGGUCGCUGCCUGGUCUCCUGGGAGUGAAGGGCUGCAGAUGACAGAGAAGGACAACCCCUCCCACCAGCCCCUUCCUGCUCGUGCCGGCAGCUGCGUUCCUGGUACGCAGCCCUGGCCCCCAACAGCCCUCGGCCGUGGCUCAUCUGAGGCACUGGUGGGAGAGAGGCUGCCAAGCAGAGGCUCAGACCACCACACCCCUGCAGACCCUGACCCAGCAGAGUGGGACUGAGGCAGGCAGUGGCCACGGACCCUCCCAGGCACACAGGGCACUCCCAACCACCCCUGUCCACUGUCCAACACCUCCCAGCCUCUGAACUGGACCCCAGCCCUGCUGGGCCCAGAACGCUGCAGAUGAGGUUGUGGAGCAGGUGCUGGGCCAGACCCAUCGGGGGCGGGGACAACAUGGGAACCUGUGAAGAGCUGGGGGCAAGAGGCCCAGGCAGGCACCGGCCCAGAGAAGGGGCCUCCCAGGGUCAGGGAGGACACAGAGUGGCAGGGAAGGUGGGGCAGCCACCCCCAGCUCCCAGCCAGCCAGGAGCCCCCUCCCCACCAGCACCACGCCGUCCCCAGCAGCUUGUCCUGGGAAGACAGCUUCACCUGGCCACAGACUCCAAAUAAACUGGUUCUUGUCAAGGCACUGAGACUGGCCCCCGAGCAUUGCUUUUGCCUUUCCCCAGCCCCUUCGAUCUGAGGCACCCACCCCACACCGGCACCCUGUGGGCUCUGCACUCUGGGGCUGGGCUGAGAAGAGAAGCUGGCUCUGGCCCCGGGCCCUCCGCUCCCUGCACCAGGACUGUCCCAUCUCUGGCAAAGCCACCAUCCCCCAGGGGCUACCCCCAUCUGCCCGAGGGCCCCUCUGCCCCAUCUGUGGUAGGAUCGACUAAAGGAUCCCAUGUGCGGCCCCCUCACACCCACAUGCAGCUUGGCAGGCCCAUUCUGCCAAGAAUGGGAGGGAAACCCGAGGCCAGGCUGGAGGGGUUCCCACAGGACCUAAGUCCCCAAAAGCUCCACCACACACCCAAAAUCCAAUGGGCAGAACCAAGGACAGGCCCACCUCCAACACG